This is a messenger RNA of Gryllus bimaculatus (two-spotted cricket), 1416 nucleotides long. The record is from the annotation of a GenBank genome assembly. Lineage: Eukaryota; Metazoa; Arthropoda; Insecta; Orthoptera; Gryllidae.
AUGGACGAAAUAGAAGGAAGGCCAAAUGAUAGUGAUGCCAACGUGAAGAACAAGGAGGGGAUUAAAAAGUUGCAGGAAGGUUGUUCCAGACUUGUGCACGUGUACUUCAGCGCGCUGCCCGAGGAGAAGGUGCCGUACGUGAACUCGGCGGGCGAGCGCUACCGCGUGCGCCAGUUGCUGCAGCAGCUGCCGCCGCACGACAACGAGGGCCGCUACUGCCACGCGCUCAGCGACGAGGAGCGCAAGGAGCUGCGCCUCUUCAGCGCACAACGCAAGCGCGAGGCGCUCGGCCGCGGCGCCGUGCGCCAGCUCGCCCAGCCGCUCGCCUGCGACUCCGCGGCGGUGGCGGCGGCGGCGGCGGUGGCUGGGGUGCUCCCACGCCACGCGCAUCACCUGCGCCCUGCUCCACACGCUUCCACGCGCCACACACGCCUCCACUCACCGCACAUCCCACCACGCCUUCGCCACCGCGCCUACACCCGCGCCACUCACGGCGACACGCCCCCAGACGUUUCGUCUCGACUCGUGUGCCAUAGCCCCAGCCCCGCCCCUGCUCGUGCCGCCGCCACCUCCGCGUCUGCCUCCAUCCUCACCACCGCCGCCGCAAACCCCUUCUCCUCCACCACCUCCGCUGCCGCCCUCGCCGCCCUCGCCGCCGCAUUUGCUGCCACCGCUGCCUCCGCCAUCACUGCCUGCGCCUCGCUCCCGCGUCUGCCUCCGCCCCCACCUCCGCCGCCGCCUCCGCCCUCGCCGCUGCCAGAGGGCGCCCUCAAAGGGGAGAAACUCUCUGAAUGCUCGGAGGUGCUGGCGAGCGGCGACAUCGGCGUGUUCGCGUCGCGCGCGGGCCCCGCCGCGUGCUGGCACCCCGCCUGCUUUGCGUGCUGCGUGUGCAAGGAGCUGCUGGUCGACCUCAUCUACUUCUACCGCGAGGGCAAGGUCUACUGCGGCCGCCACCACGCCGAGACGCUCAAGCCGCGCUGCUCCGCCUGCGACGAGAUCAUCCUGGCGGACGAGUGCACGGAGGCCGAGGGCCGCGCGUGGCACAUGAAGCACUUCGCGUGCUCCGAGUGCGACCGCCAGCUGGGCGGCCAGCGCUACAUCAUGCGCGACGGCCGCCCCUUCUGCCUGCACUGCUUCGACGCCAUGUUCGCCGAGUACUGCGACUCGUGCGGCGAGCCCAUCGGCGUCGACCAAGGCCAGAUGAGCCACGAGGGCCAGCACUGGCACGCCACCGAGCAGUGCUUCUGCUGCCACACGUGCCGCGCCUCGCUGCUGGGCCGGCCGUUCCUGCCGCGCCGCGGCGCCAUCUACUGCUCCAUCGCGUGCAGCAAGGGCGAGCCGCCCACGCCGUCGGACGCAGUGACUCGAUACUGCCUUGGCCUGGUUGAUUGCAAAGCAGCAUCACAGGACCAAUGA